This is a messenger RNA of Drosophila takahashii, 2277 nucleotides long. RefSeq names its product Cytochrome P450 6t1 (gene Cyp6t1). Lineage: Eukaryota; Metazoa; Arthropoda; Insecta; Diptera; Drosophilidae. Gene Ontology annotation, biological process: insecticide catabolic process; response to DDT. The record is from RefSeq and is a predicted model, not a curated record. Gene Ontology annotation, molecular function: iron ion binding; monooxygenase activity; heme binding.
CGCUCUUCACGUAAUCAUGUUUAUUAUACUAUUUUCGAUUUUUGCGGCUGCUUCAGCUUUUGUAAUGCUCGAUUUACUAUCCGUGGUCGUGAGUGGAGGAAUUCUGCUUGUAUUGAUGAUCGUUUGGCUGUGGCAACGCCAUCAUUUCGGGCACUGGCGACGGUUGGGCGUACCCUUUGUUCCGGCUACUCCAUUUGUGGGAAAUGUGUGGAAUCUUUUGCGAGGCGCCUGCUGUUUUGGCGAUCAGUUUCGCGAGUUGUACGAGAGCAAGGAAGCCGCCGGCAACGCCUUUGUCGGAAUUCACGUGCUGCACAACCAUGCUCUACUACUUCGAGAUCCGGCACUGAUUAAGCGUAUUAUGGUCGAGGACUUCUCCCAAUUCUCGAGCCGCUUUGAGACCACAGACCCCAUAUGCGAUACAAUGGGGUCCCAGAACCUAUUUUUUUCGAAAUAUGAAAUGUGGAGGGAGACGCAUAAAAUCUUUGCACCCUUCUUUGCUGCAGGAAAAGUGCGUCAAAUGUACGGUCUUCUUGAAAACAUUGGUCAAAAGCUCGAGGAACAUAUGGAGGAGAAGCUAAAGGGAAGAGAUUGUAUGGAGCUGGAGGUCAAACAGCUAUGUGCUCUAUUCACUACAGACAUUAUUGCAUCUUUGGCUUUCGGCAUAGAGGCACAUAGUCUGCAAAAUCCAGAGGCCGAGUUUCGUCAAAUGUGCCUUGAGGUCAAUGACCCUAGGCCAAAACGACUCUUACAUCUCUUUACAAUGUUCUUUUUUCCGCGAUUAUCGCGCCGGGUUCGGACUCAUCUUUAUUCAGAGGAAUAUGAACGUUUUAUGCGCAAGUCCAUGGACUAUAUUCUUGCUCAACGCGAGGAAAGUGGAGAGAAGCGUCACGAUUUGAUUGACAUUUUUUUGCAGUUAAAGCGUACCGAAUCUGCGAAAAGUAUAAUCCACCGGCCGGAUUUUUUUGUGGCCCAGGCUGCCUUUCUGCUUUUGGCCGGCUUUGAUACGUCGUCAUCCACCAUAACUUUUGCUCUCUACGAGUUGGCCAAGAAUCCUGCGAUUCAGACGCGAUUGCGGACGGAGAUUCGCGAUGCCCUGCAUUCCAGCGACGGUCAAAACCUGAGCUGCGAUAUUGUCAGUGGAUUGGAAUACCUACGGCAGGUGGUAGACGAAGUUUUGAGACUAUACCCGCCUACAGCAUUCUUAGACCGUUGCUGCAAUUCCCGAGAAGGCUAUGAUCUCUCAUCGUGGAACUGUGGAUCACCAUUUAAAUUGCCAGCAGGCACGCCUGUCUACAUAUCCGUACUGGGACUCCAUCGAAAUGCACAGUACUGGCCAAACCCCGAGAACUUUGAUCCAGAUCGAUUUUCUGCCGAGCAACGCCAACAGCAUCACCCCAUGACGUAUUUGCCUUUUGGCGCAGGUCCAAGAGGGUGCAUUGGGACGCUAUUGGGUCUGUUGGAGAUAAAAGUUGGACUGCUGCACAUUCUGAAAAACUUCCGGGUGGAGCUCUGCGAGAAGACUCUGUCAAAAAUGAGAUUCGACCCCAAAGCCUUUGUUCUUGCUGCCAAUAAAGGCACCUACCUUAAUUUUGUUAGUAAUCCUCUUUGAAUUAAGUACUAUUCAUUUCUUAACUGUAGUAACGUUGUUUAUUGGUAAUUGAAUUUUUCACACAUUUUUUUCUGUUUUGUAUUUUAAACUUUGUUAUCUUCAGCACAAAAAUUUUCACAAAAAAGUUGUCUGUUGAGUUGGUCAAAUGUUGUUGGUAUCAAAUCUAAAGGGAUUUAAAGAUGUUAUGCAUUUUUAGCCAGCUAUGAACGGUCAACUGCUCAGUAAUAAAAAAUACGCAUUUUUUGCUUAAAUAUCCAACAACUUUUGACCAACUUAAAAUACACGACAAUUAUCAACCAUGGAUCUUGUUUUUAUUUUUGUUGUUUGCAUGUACAAUUUAUAAAACUAAUAUGGAGCUUUUCGAGUUCUCCUCUUUUUACAAAUUAUCGAAAAAUAACUAAAGCAAUUUUACACAGACAUUAUUAACAUAAACUAGAGCUAAAAAUUAAUUUCACGUUUUGAUUUGAAGUGUUGGUUAUUCAAAAUGAUAAACUGAAAAAUAUUUUUUUACAUGAAAACGCUGAAACAAUUAUAGUUUGUAUUUUCAAAAUUUGCGUUUUCCGUUUUCGGAAAUUUAAAAUAAUACCUACGAGCUAAGAAUACCAGUUAGCAAUGUACAACGAUGAAUGACGUUAAUAAAGUAAAGUUCUUUGUGAAUAGCAAUAAAA